AUGGUUGCCGAAAAGAGUUUUGCUCUGAAACUGAACAUCCAGAGCGGCUGCGAGGGGUGCUUGGGAAAUGUCAAGAAAGUGCUCAAAAAGGCUGACGGAGUGCAUUCAAGCAACAUUGAUGCAGAUGAAGGGAAGGUCACCAUCUCUGGUACCGUCGAUCCACACGCCCUCUUAGCGGCUUUUAGAAAGUAUUUCAAGAAUGCAGAGGUUUUGCAGGAGCAAUUCGACUCCAAGACCAUGCAAAUUGUACCUACAAAACCAGUUCAAGGAGUUCAUCACAACCCACCACAACUACUGCAGCAAUUGUCCCAAAUUACCGAUCAAGAAUCCACAUUGAAAGCACGUGAUGAUGAUGACAACGAUGGCAACAAUGUGAGAACUACAGAGGAAAAUAAAAUUGGUUACUCAAUAUCCCACAAGCAUGACCUUGAGUUGAAAAAGUAUAAUAAACCUUUCAUCUGCAGUGGAUGCAAGGAGAUGGGUUAUGGGCAUAGAUUCAGAUGUGAGUUCUGUGACUAUGAACUUCAUAAGGAAUGCAAGGAAUGCUUGAUCUCCAAACGCGAAAUUUCCCAUGAAAUUUUCAAAGAAUGCACCUUCAUAUUCUUUGAUAAACUGACAGACAAAGUUUGCGAUGCUUGUGGGAAGGACAUAUGUGGCUUUGCUUACCACAGCGAAGCCGAGGGCAAGUCACUGGACUUGCACCCUUGUUGCAGCAACCUCAAAAAAAAAAUAUGCAUGGAUGGCUAUGAUUUUGAGCUUCAUAACGAGGUGUUAUCGAAAUGCAAGUGGUGCAACAAGAAAGAUCUUCAGGGCAGCAAGAAGGGCGUCAAUAUUUCGGGCUGGUCUUACAUUUCUGCUCGCAAGAGGUGUCACUUCCAUGUCUACUGCGUCACUGAAAUGGUGCGUGAGGCAUGGAGGCAGGGGUUGAUUGAUAACAUUGAUUCCAUGGCAUUAAAGAAGAUGGAUCCACAAGUUGUAGUUAAUUCCAAUAGGGUUGAUGGUGGAAGAGAAAGUGAGAUUGGUAGGAAGCCAAUGAAGUUGUUCCUCAAAGCCAUAAUCGGUGUUCUUUUGGGGGAUCCAACAAUGAUUCUUGGAUCUGUCCUGGUGGAUUUGCUAACAUAAUAAAUAUAUAUAAUCAUAGAGCACAGAUGAACAAUUUUAUUACUAUUAUUAUUUUUUAUUUUUUUUGUAUGAAUAGCAUAAACAAUGUCAA
This is a messenger RNA of Cornus florida, 1213 nucleotides long. RefSeq lists its product as uncharacterized. NCBI's taxonomy places the organism in Eukaryota, Viridiplantae, Streptophyta, Magnoliopsida, Cornales, Cornaceae. The record is from RefSeq and is a predicted model, not a curated record. The transcript is spliced from 2 exons. The coding region runs from base 1 to 1122 and encodes 373 amino acids. Gene Ontology annotation, molecular function: metal ion binding.